Messenger RNA from Mytilus californianus (California mussel), 2007 nucleotides. Its product is annotated as acyl-coenzyme A synthetase ACSM3, mitochondrial-like. Gene Ontology annotation, biological process: acyl-CoA metabolic process; fatty acid biosynthetic process. Lineage: Eukaryota; Metazoa; Mollusca; Bivalvia; Mytilida; Mytilidae. The transcript is spliced from 17 exons. Gene Ontology annotation, cellular component: mitochondrial matrix. The coding region runs from base 48 to 1880 and encodes 610 amino acids. The record is from RefSeq and is a predicted model, not a curated record. Gene Ontology annotation, molecular function: fatty acid ligase activity; fatty-acyl-CoA synthase activity.
UGUAAAUGUACAAGAUAUCCGCUCUUUAAAGAGAAAGAAACAGACAGAUGAAACGGGCUAUCUUCACGACUACUUUCCGUCAUGUUUUAUACAAACAAAAGUUGCCACAUAUUCGACAGACAGAUAGGGACAAACUGUUAUGUAUAUCAAGACUCUGUGUUUAUGCCUCAGUUCGAGGUAUCGCUUACAUGCCACACAUUCCCGCGGAUUUCAAGGAUUAUCAACUACAUAGGAAGUUGAUGUCAAACGAAAGAUUACCGGAAUAUUUCAACUUCUGUAGUGAUAUCAUUGACCAGUGGGCAGUUAGCAAAAUUAGGAAUCCAAACCAUCCAGCGUUUUGGUGGAUUGAUGAUAGCGGUAAAGAACUGCGAUGGACAUUUUCGGAAUUAAGUCAGCUUUCUAAAAGAGCAGCUAACAUACUUCAGAAUCAUUGUAAGUUGAAAGUGGAAGACAGAAUGAUUGUCAUUCUACCUAAAAUUCCAGAGUGGUGGAUUAUAAAUUUAGCAGCAAUAAGAGCAGGAAUUGUAUUAAGCCCAGGAACAAUCCUUCUAAGAUCUAAUGACAUUAAACAUAGAAUUAAAUCAGCAGGUGCCAAAUUAAUUGUAGCAGAUACUUCAAGCGCAGACAAUGUGGACCAGGCAACCAAAGACUUGGAAGAUUGUCCACAGAAAAUAUUUGUCGGUGACAAGUCCGACACAAGGCCAGGAUGGGCACAUUUUGGGAGUUUAAUGGAUGAAGCUCCAGCCAAUUUUAAGACGAUUAAAUCGAAAGCUAGUGACCCAAUGACAUUGUUUUUCACUAGUGGUACAACGGGUGCUCCAAAAAUGGCAUUGCAUACCCAUGGUAGUUAUGGAUAUGGACAUUCUAUAACAGCAAGAUACUUGUUAGAUAUAGACCAUAAUGGUAUGAUGUGGAAUAUGUCUGAUACUGGUUGGGCUAAAGCAGCAUGGACUAGUCUGUUUGCACCAUGGAUCAGAGGAGCCUGUAUUUUUAUUCACAAUUCUGAUAAGUUUGACCCAGAAAGAACGCUACAGAUUUUAGAUAAGUAUCCUAUUACUAAUUUCUGUGCACCACCAACUGUGUAUAGACAUUUAGUAAAACAACCACUUCACAGAUACAGCUUGUCGAGAAAGUUACUUUGUGUCGGUGCUGGAGAACCUGUUAACCCAGAACUACUGAAAGAAUGGCACGAUGGUACUGGUUUGACUUUAUAUGAAGGUUACGGACAAACGGAAACUACGUUUUUAUGUGGGACAUAUCCAUGUGUUGAAAUCAGACCAGGUUCUAUGGGGAAGGCAGCUCCUGGGAUUGAUCUACAGAUCGUUGACAAUGAUGGUAAUAUAUUGCCUAGAAACACAGAAGGUGUGAUUGGUGUAAGAGUAAAUCCUGUUCGACCAAUGGGAUUGUUUUCCCAUUAUGUCGAUGAUGAUAACAGAAAUAAAGCCGUCUUUAAAGGUGAUUUUUACUUAACUGGUGACCGUGGGAAAAUGGAUGAAGAUGACUACAUUUGGUUUAUUGGACGUGAUGAUGAUGUCAUGCUGUCGUCAGGUUAUAGAAUAGGUCCUUUUGAAGUGGAAAGUGCAUUGAUAGAACAUCCAGCAGUUCUUGAAUCUGCAGUAGUAAGCAGCCCGGAUGAAGUAAGAGGAGAGGUCGUAAAAGCGUUUGUAAUUCUAACAGAGCCAUAUUCCAAACACGACAAACAGAAAUUAGGAGAAGAACUACAGAAUCAUGUAAAAUCUGUCACUGCACCUUAUAAAUAUCCUAGAAAGAUUGAGUUUGUGGAUCAGUUGCCAAAGACAGUCAGUGGUAAAAUAAGAAGAGUUGAACUGAGAAAUAGAGAAUGGGGGCGGCAAGAGAUUGGAGAGUCAGAAAAAAAAUAGAAUAUCAUGUUUAUUCGAAAGAAUACCUUUUUAUAUGCAUUACCCACAUUCAUCUGUACCAUAUCACAGAAAAUAUUAGAAAAAUAAUGUACUAUUAUGCAAUAUCAAAAUAGAAUAAUGCAUGGAU